AUGGCACCCGUUCCCAUGCCGUCGGCGCUCACGUUCGAGCUCCUGGGCAAAUGCUCGGUCACGAAAGCGCGUGCUGCAACGCUGCACCUGCCCCACGGCCCCGUGCCCCUCCCCAUCUUCAUGCCUGUAGCCACGCAGGCUUCGCUCAAGGGUCUCACGCCUGACCAGCUCGAGGACCAAGGCUGCCGACUCUGCCUGAACAACACAUACCAUUUGUACGCCGACUGCACCAUGUCUGCGCCUGGUGCUGCCACAUCUGACAUCGUGGAGAGGCCUCAAGUGCUUGCCCCUCCCCAAGGCUCCAGCACCACGGGAGACGCUGACCAGUGCAGACAGUGGUGGGUAGGUGAUGCCGCCCUCGUGCUCGACGACGACGCGCCUGCUGACGUUAAGUCCAGCUUCCAGAUGGUGUCGCUGCUCAAGCUCGCCAAAGUGACCGAGGAAGGCGUGCGCUUCUUGAGCCCCCACGACGGCUCGCCCAUGCUGCUCACGCCCGAGCACUCCAUCUCCCUGCAGAACUCGAUUGGCUCCGACAUCAUCAUGCAGCUCGACGAUGUCAUUGCAACCACCUCGCCCGACCAUGCGCGCAUGAAGGAGGCCAUGGAGCGCUCCGUCCGCUGGCUCGAUCGCUGCAUACAAGCCCACCAAUACCCUGAGCGGCAGAACCUCUUUUGCAUCAUACAGGGCGGCCUGGAUCUGGACAUGAGGAAAGAGUGCACAGCCGAGAUGGUGGCGCGAGAUACCCCAGGCAUUGCAAUCGGAGGACUCUCGGGCGGUGAAGAGAAGGAAUCGUAUUGCAACGUCGUGCAGACUUGCACCGAGCUGCUGCCGGAGAAGAAGCCGCGAUAUGUCAUGGGCGUGGGUUAUCCAGAAGACCUCGUCGUCUCAGUCGCGCUUGGCGCAGACAUGUUCGACUGCGUGUGGCCAACCAGGACUGCACGCUUCGGCAAUGCCAUUACAUCCGCUGGCGUGCUCAACCUCCGCAAUGCUGUCUAUUCUGACGACUUUGGCCCAAUCGAAGACGGCUGCCAGUGCACUUGCUGCAGACCUGCUGCACAAGGAGGUCUGGCCAUCACUCGCGCCUACAUCUAUCAUGUCACCGCCAAGGAGACUGCUGGCGCCCAUCUGUUGACGAUGCACAAUGUACACUAUCAGCUGAAUCUGAUGCGUCUGGCACGCGAAGCUAUCUUGGAGGAUCGGUAUCCCCAGUUUGUGAGAGACUUCUUCGCAAAGUUGUACAAUCAGCAAAAGGAAAAAUAUCCACAAUGGGCCGUUUCUGCAUUACGCGGCGUCGGCGUUGACCUUCUCAGCGAUUUCAGCGAUUGA
Messenger RNA from Parastagonospora nodorum SN15, 1326 nucleotides. RefSeq lists its product as hypothetical. Gene Ontology annotation, cellular component: cytosol. Gene Ontology annotation, molecular function: tRNA-guanosine(34) queuine transglycosylase activity. The transcript has 5 exons. The record is from RefSeq and is a predicted model, not a curated record. NCBI's taxonomy places the organism in Eukaryota, Fungi, Ascomycota, Dothideomycetes, Pleosporales, Phaeosphaeriaceae. Bases 1 to 1326 code for a protein of 441 amino acids.